This is a messenger RNA of Raphanus sativus (radish), 393 nucleotides long. RefSeq names its product eukaryotic initiation factor 4A-6-like. The coding region runs from base 1 to 393 and encodes 130 amino acids. The record is from RefSeq and is a predicted model, not a curated record. Lineage: Eukaryota; Viridiplantae; Streptophyta; Magnoliopsida; Brassicales; Brassicaceae. The transcript has 3 exons.
AUGCCACCAGAAGCUCUUGAGAUCACAAGGAAGUUCGUGAGCAAGCCAGAGAGAAUCUUGGUGAAGCGUGACGAGCUCACCCUCGAAGGAAGAGUGGAAACUCGAGACACUCUGCGAUCACUCGGAGUAUCAAUGUAUCAUCUUCGUGAACACUAUAGGCGAAAUGUGGAUUGGCUCACAGACAAAAUGAGAGGACGUGACCACACAGUCUCAACUACGUCACAGAGGCAUGGAUCUACAACACAACUGAUCUCUUGGCUCAUGGCUGGUGCUUUAAUGCUUGCUGAUAAUGGAAUUGUCGUUCAUGAGUUUGACGAUGUAUGGAUAUCAAAAAUCAGCCAUGGAGCAGCAAACAAUAAUCACUAUGAAGCUGGUAUACAAGCAACUUUCUAG